UUUUUGGUCUUUGGUCCGGUCCUUGGCAAACAUGCCCAAUAGAAAACAACCGAUACCCCGCUCGCUGACUGGUCGCGUUGAUCAUCAUUUUUUUAUUUUAUCCAGAUGAUGAUUUUCAUAACAUAAUCUCUCCUUCUCUCACUCAAACUCUAGCGUUUGAUCCCGCUCCUUCUGUCAAUCCCACGAUGUCAAACCAAUUAGAGAGGUACCAAAAACUGGGAUUGAGUGAAUCGCUGCCAAGAAUCUACCGAUACCCAAUAGCCUGCAAAGAGCUCAGCUUCAUUCUGAGAGCCGCUUACAACAAACUGCCCAAAAAUUUGCAAUCCCUUGUCUUCCAAGACACCCUCACCGCCUUCCGUCUCCUUCCUGAAAUGCAGAUACGCACUGCUGUUUCAGCCGCCCAUAUUCUCCAUCAGAGUGCAGAGGCUGCGUUGCCAAAGCAGAAGAGAAAUCUGGCUAUUACUGAAUUUAAGCAUGCGAUGGUUGCUCAUAAGAGGCGCUAUAAAGCCCACCAAGAAGAAAGAGGUUCUGCCCAACUGCCACAAGAUAUUCUUAUGCACAUCUUCAGUUUUCUAGAUCUGCAAUCUUUAGUUUCAGUUGGACUAGUCUGCUGGUCGUGGAACUUAGCAGCAAGUGAUGACCAUCUAUGGCAGUUGCAAUAUUCUUCCAUUUUUAGUAAUUUUGAUCAUUGUUUGAAGAGUAAGGGACAUCAGAUUGGUAGACCAGUUGAAGAUGAAGAAUUUAGAUUUUUAGAGGAGGACAUGAAUACAAGCAGUAUUGACUGGAGAGAGGCCUUUAAAAGAGCAUAUAUAGGCAAUGCGUCAAAGAAUUUAACAUCUAGUAGGGGAUACUGUGGACACUGUGACACUAUAGUUUGGCUCAGUAACUUGAAAUGCUCCAAUGGACAUCAUGGACUAAAUUCUGAAAAUCAGCAGCUAAAGCGUGUAUCACCUUGCCAGGUUGUGGAGUAUAUUUUGGAUGAUUCAUUACAAUUUAUAUCUUCCUCAGAUAGUGAUAGUGAUUCUGAUGGAGGGUCAAUUUCCAGGUUAUGGGCCUAUCCAAGACACAUGACCGCACCCCAACAGAAGCCUUCCAUUAGGAAGUAAAUCGGUGGAGUCCUUUCAUUUUGUAUAUAUUUAACGUAUUGAAUGUCCUAGUGAAGGAUAUUGUACAGAACUGAUUAACGGAGACGGAUUCCUAAAUCUCAAAAAUGGGCUUGGUAUAUGUAUCAGGGUUGCUUUUGAACUCCUCAAAAUUACACUACGUUAUGAAGUUGUUAUGAUCCUU
Corylus avellana is the source of this 1287-nucleotide messenger RNA. Its product is annotated as F-box family protein. The record is from RefSeq and is a predicted model, not a curated record. Gene Ontology annotation, molecular function: protein binding. Lineage: Eukaryota; Viridiplantae; Streptophyta; Magnoliopsida; Fagales; Betulaceae.